AGGCCUCCCUGUGACGUAAUAGCAACUGCCCGUUUCCGGGGAGGAGCCAGAGAGGGCGGGAGUUUAGGCGGCGCCAACCCCUCAGCCCCCCUUCAGGAGACAGUCGGAACCCAGGACAUGCCGGGACUGAGGAGAUACGAGGUGGCGCUGGAGUCGGAGGAGGAGAUCUACUGGGGCUGUUUCUACUUUUUCCCCUGGCUGCGAAUGUGGCGCAGGGACAGGAGCUCAGCGCAUCCCAGGGAGCAGAAGCUGGAGCCUCUGCGGGGCCUGAUGAGCUGUCUGUCCAGCGGCCUGGGCCCUGGGCCCCAGCGCGCGGGUCGUGGCCUCCUCUGCCGCACACCCGCCACUGCUGUCCAGCCAGCUGGUGCAUUAAAGAUUUAAAGCCAAGCCCACAGUACUGCCUUCCUCACUGUGCCGCCUCUGCCGCCAUUCUACCUGGGAGUCCCUCUUCACACCUGCUGCUUCCCUACUCUGAGGGCCUCUCUCCCUGGUAGGAUGCCCUUCCAAGUCAGGACUCCUGACAUUCUUAAGAGCCUCUCAUCAAUGUCAGGCUUCCUGUGGCUAUCAAUGACUGCCUCCCUGCCUUCUGCCCUCCUAACACUCCAGUGAUUGUUAAUAACCUACAUGGAGACAAACUAAUAAUCCUGGUCUGAUCUCCCUGUAUACUUUAUCCUCACAUUUGUAUGCUCUACACCCCUGUCACUCCUUCACCACCUUCCUCCUAUCCAAGACUUUGACAAGUAUCUGAAGAAUAUUACCUUCUUCAGAGUAAAUCUAAAACACUAAGCCAAGUUGUAGGAUGUAGACCAUCAUUGAAAAGAGGGGAAAAUUCCCAGAACCGGCCUCCCAUAUCCUGUGUCUGAAGAGCACUGUGGGUUGGGGCUUUUCCUACAGUUAAUAUCCCAAGCUGCUUUCUCCAGUCUGAUCCCAAUUUUAGAUGUAUUUGCCCUCAGCCAACUGUGACAUUUUUGCUCCUUCUCUAGAAGAGUACUGCUUCUUGCCAGCCCUUUUUGUCAUGUCAGCUAAUCAGCCAGAGACUCACUGACUCCUAAAGUGAUGAGAGUCAGGGACUGCUAUGUGUGCCUGCUUUCAGUUAAAGCUGGCUUGGGGAAUUAAAUUACAGAGACAGCCCAGUUUCUGGCUGGAGCCAAUGUUGACUUUGAGCCUGGGGCUGCUCUUGCCACAACAGACUGUGGCUAGGGAAGACUUGACCUUAUUUUUGGAGAAACUAAAGAGGAGAGAUUUGUUUUCUACCUUCCAAAGGUCUCUGGACUGACAAGUCCAGGAAAGACUACAAAGUAUGUGACAAGCAACCAGCUAAUGGACAAGGUCUGUGACAAGAUGAUGGAUCCUAGAUCUCCUUGGAAUAUUCUUAGUAGACACACUCAAGCUCUGGAGGAUAUGUUCAUAUUGGGAGUGGAAGAGCAAUCCUAAGGCCUGUGGUACCAAGAAUUCUAAAUGAAUGAUCUCUGUGGUCACUUUCAAGAAAGUCCCAUCUUUUUACCUGUUUGUCUACUUUUUCAAAUGUGGAAUAUUAUAUCCAACCCUGGGCCCACAGCUUACCAGGAUACUGUCGAAGACUUGAAGAUCCCUGGGAUAAUUCCAGAGAGGGACCUUCCAAAGGAGGAGGAGAGACCCAGGUUUUCAGCCUGGAAGGUGACUAGUCCCUACUAUGGGAGCUGAAACCCCUCCUAAAUGUGGAAGCACCCUGGCCACCGAGAGAAGGGAGAGAAAACUUAGGCCAUAUACAGAGUAACUGACCCCAGAGCAGAAGACUGAAGACACCCCUGCAACAUUUAGAAAAGGCCUAGGUUAUUGAUGUAUGACUUGGUUUGUGUUUCAAAUACAGAGCAAGACUUGAAGAUUACAAUCUCCAGCCAGGAAUGGAACACUCUGCAAGGAGCCUAGGCCACUGAUCUAGAACAUUUGCCUAGCCCGCCCCAUCCUAGGUAGUUUCUGACUUUCCAGAAACAGCUGGAUGAGGAGGGACACAAAUGUUGCAUUUGGACAUGAGGAAGAAGGGAGAUCUGGGUAUGAGAUUGGGAUAGGAAGGAGGUCAAGUUGGAACUAUAGCUGGAGGAUGGAUGCAGAAGGUAUCAAGACUGGAAAUGGGUAUUACUGGAAUGGGGAGGGGUGUAAUUUGUCCAGUCCUAUAAUGAAAGGAGGCUGGAAUUUAAAACAAAAGCAACAUAACUUAUUCUAAAGUCUGAUAUCUCUAACAAGCCAGGGACUGAAUGUAGAGACUCCAGGCCCUUGCUAACAAACUUCUGUUCCUGGAACAGAGCUAGGCAAAAAAACAAGAAGGUAAGAUUUCUUGUGCCUUCCACCAAAUUUGACAUCAGCCAUCUGGCACCAAAGAGCUUGUAUCUCCUUUCACAGACCUCACCUUAUCUUUCCCUACUUCACCAUCUCCAGGGGACCCACAAGACUAAUGGAAAGUCACCUUCUUCUAGCUUCUCUGUAGCUGGUCCCAGCAAAGACCUCCCUUCAGCCAAAAGAACUUGUUUAGGGACCCAUUCCCAACAAUUUCUCCUGAAAGACAAGCAGGCCAGGGCAUGAAGGCAAGUUAGUCCUGGCCUGGCCUGUUUCCACCCCAUAUGCAACUCGUGUCAAAAUUUGUGUGCUGUAUGCUUUUUUUUUUUUUUUUUUAUCUGCAAUAGCCCAAUCAUGAAUGUGACUGAGGUUUUAUUCAUAUGACUGAAUAUAUGGCUAUGGGAAUAUGAGUUUAAACAUCUAUUAUUAGAUGUUACUGAGGAUCUCUAGUUAUUACUGUACCUUCAGCACCCACAUCAUGUACUACCCUCUCGCCUGCUUCUCUGAUGAGGGCUUAAGAGCCCAUUAGAAAUGAUAGUCCUACAAGAAGUGGUCCAUGGCAACAGGCCAGGAAUUGAAGCUCAGGAAUGUCACAAGAUAAGCAGUACAUCUCCACCUGUCUCUGACUCACUGAUGCCCCAGGUAAAAUGCACACAGAUAAAAGGUAUGGGAGAAGGAGCAGAGAGAAGCAAGCAUCUCAGCUGAGAAGCAUGAAGGAAUUUGCCUCACC
This is a messenger RNA of Octodon degus (degu), 3043 nucleotides long. RefSeq lists its product as uncharacterized. Bases 118 to 381 code for a protein of 87 amino acids. The transcript is spliced from 4 exons. The record is from RefSeq and is a predicted model, not a curated record. Lineage: Eukaryota; Metazoa; Chordata; Mammalia; Rodentia; Octodontidae.